This is a messenger RNA of Mycena citricolor, 952 nucleotides long. Lineage: Eukaryota; Fungi; Basidiomycota; Agaricomycetes; Agaricales; Mycenaceae. The record is from the annotation of a GenBank genome assembly.
CGCUCAUCAGCCUGUCAAUCUCCGGCGCAUUCCUCAUCUCGCUCUAUACAAACAUCAGUCUGGCCGAAAUGCUUCUUGACCUGCAUCAUCUCACUGCGCCGACGAAAGACGCUGAGGACCAACCGGUUCUACAAGUUGUACGCUGGCGAGAUUCAAAGCCAACACCGACCGGCACGCGCGUCCGACAAGACGCACGUGUCGAGGUAGAUAUAUCGAGCUCAGAGGGAACUGCAUCUCUUCUGUCUAUGCUGGUCUUUCUUCUCCUCGCGUGGCAACAACAAAUCGAUAACCGCAGUGCGAUGAUUGUAUUCUCCCCGCUCCAAGGCACUGCGACCCACGACCUGCCUCAAGAAGAAAGUAGGGGAAAGCCGCACUCUGCACAACGGAGCGCCGAGUCUCUACUGCCUGGAUCAUACGCGACGGAAUGUGACACACUCGGUGCAUGGGGGCUGUCCAGACUCGCCGUGCUCCUCACGUUCUGCUUUGUCUUGGCCGCGCUCUACGUUGUUGAAGGCACCAUCUCCUCGGCUGUGAUUCUGUUGGUCUCUUAUCGCUGGUCGUCCCUCGCCUCGUUCCACACUCCGAGAAAUAUCUGGUUCGCACGCUCGUCCCGCUCCACCCAACUCUCGUCGACAACCAACUCGAGCGAGGAUCUCACGCUAGUAGAAGAAGACAGUUAUGAUGCGGAAGUUUGUGAUGCAGACAAAUCCCUUGCCAAAGCCCUUUCAUUCAAGCUGCGAGCUGAAGCGCGGUCUUUCGUGCCCCUGCAGCAGCAGCUAGAUGUGGAUUUCCACGGGGAAUACGAUCUUAAGCUCAAGACCGCUGCUAUGUAUAACUAUUCUAACCGGAGCAUCUAUACUAGAGUUGGAACAUUCUGAUCUCGGUAGAAAGAGAUCGGAGGGUAAAAGGCAGAUCUGCGUUAUGCAUUUGUACAAACCUAGUCAUGUAUCCC